UGGGGAGGGGAUAAGGGCGGGUGGUUUUUCUGAGUUUUAGGUGGGACGUUCUGAAACGACACGUUUUUUGAUUUUGGCUAAAGACGGCAUAAUCCUAAUUGAUAGACCACUGGGAACGCUUUGAAAAUAGAUGGAAAGAUGAUCAGAGCGGCUUUUUAAGUCAGUAUGUUCAUUUAUUCACUGAGGCACGGUUUGCACAACAUUUUCCUUCUGGUUGUGGUGAUUAAUGAACAUUGUGUGAAUUUAGAGAUCUAGUUUGAAUAUUAGCAUGAAGCAGCAGCUCCACCAUCCCUGUUUACAAUCUGAACUUUCACCAGAAUGACCCUCAUGGAGUUGUUCACAUCACUCUCGCAUUCGCUGAAAUGUGACAUCAACAACUAUCAAAGAGCCAUGCAUGCAUAAAGACUGACAAACAAUACAGACAAACAAAACAUAACAAAACAGAGACAUCAGCUUCACAGUAUUUAAAUUGAUCUGCAUCCAAUUUCAGUUUUCAUUCGUUUUGUGUCUAGCCUGUUUAAAAACUCCACUCAGAUCAUCCUUAGCUUUAUUUUCAAAGCAUUCUCAGUUGUUUUUAAAUUAUGAUUAUGCUGUCUUUAGCUAAAAAAGAACAAUUAGUCAUUUUCUAGGACAUAGUUUCUACAGACCUGCAGGAGUUUAUUCAAAAUUCACCUUUAAGAUGUGGGCAGGACCAUUGGCAAGUAGCAGCACCGCCACCCUCUCUCCCCUCUCCUUUUCUGAGAGCUCUCUGUUUACACUCUUUCACUAUCUUACAACGCCCAUCACCCCCAAUCUAACAUUAACAGUGCAACAAAAAUGGCGAGCAAUAUCUCAGCCAUCCAGCUGUACAGAUUGGAUCCAGACAAUGAAAACGAAGGCGUACUCCGAUCCAGUCGUCUACAAGUGGAUGCGUUGGAAUGGGGCGGAGCUUGUAGCCCACCCGGCAUAUGUUCGACGUCACAAAUACAAUCUUUUUCCAACGUCAUUUUUGUUCCGUCUGCUUCUGAUUUACGAUUUGAAUAAAUAAAUAUUCAGAAAGGCACUUUUGAGCUCAGUUUUCUAAAUAAAUGUCCUCCAUCAUUAGAAAAACGCCAAGCACAUGUCUAAAGGACAAAAAGCAGCAUUUUCUUUAAAUCUGUGAUACCCCCCCAGAAUUCUGUAAAAGUUUCCUGUUUUAUUUAUUUUUUUCCCCAGCAGACCUUUAUACAAUUUAGGCUAAAAGUGAGACACACGAGUUUUUCCCCAAAUUUCCCAAACUGUGUCUUUGUGUCUGAGUUUUGUGUCUACCAAAGGCCGUCACUUUGUCAGGUCUUUGUAUUAUUUUGCUCUCUUGGACUACUUGCCCUUUCAUCAAGCAGAUGAACACAUUUUUGUUCCCCUUAGCGCUCGGUUUCUGCCUCGUUUGAGGUAUUUCAACAUUUCCUCUAGUCUUGUGUGCUUUCUGUCUCAUUCAUUUCCUGUUUUCUAUAUGUUUGGGUCUUGGCCGCCCGCUCUGGUUCUAUUUUUUUUGCCCGGAUGAAUUUCAGCUGCAGCUGUGGGACACAGCAGGACAAGAGCGCUUCAGGAAGUCAAUGGUGCAGCAGUAUUACCGCAAUGUCCACGCCGUGCUCUUUGUCUAUGACGUCACCUGCCCCGCCAGUUUUAGAGGGCUGACAGCCUGGGUGGAGGAGUGUCGCCAGAACUCUUUGGGUCACGAAAUACCCAGAUUUCUGAUCGGGAAUAAAUCCGACCUUCGAGAUGCCAGUAAAGCUGAUCGUCAGGUGAGCCAAGAGCUGGCUCUGAGCUUCGCCAAAUUCCACAGCAUGGUCUUCUUUGAGACGUCCGCCAAGAACUCGCUGCAUAAGAUCGCGAAAGGACGGCACAGCACCAGGGAGACGGCGUACCAGCGGGACGAGGUGGAGGACAUUGUCUCUGCUGUUGGCGCUGCUCUUAAAAGACACAAGAAACCUUCCACCGUGACCUCCCUGACAUACAGCGGCUCCUUUAAAAUCCUCAACAGGAGGAGACCAGAGAAAGAUCCGUGGACUUGCUGCUGAUUGUGGUGCAUGUUUUCAGAUGAGAUUUUUUUUUUUCUACCAAAAACAGAAACGUGGAAAUCCUAAGUGUCCCUCCCACAGAGAGUUUUCACAUUUGUCCCUUUUACAAAUGGGAGCUAUUCAGAAAUGUGUAUAUUUGUGCUUUUUAAUGUUUAUGAUGGCUGCAAAAUAAAAAACAGUGAUUCUAAACAUCCAGGUGAC
Molecule: messenger RNA, 2237 nt
Organism: Oryzias latipes (Japanese medaka)
Lineage: Eukaryota; Metazoa; Chordata; Actinopteri; Beloniformes; Adrianichthyidae
Product: ras-related protein Rab-33B
Molecular function (GO): GTPase activity; GTP binding
Source: RefSeq, a predicted model, not a curated record